This is a messenger RNA of Lingula anatina, 1105 nucleotides long. RefSeq names its product ankyrin and armadillo repeat-containing protein-like. Gene Ontology annotation, molecular function: protein binding. NCBI's taxonomy places the organism in Eukaryota, Metazoa, Brachiopoda, Lingulata, Lingulida, Lingulidae. The record is from RefSeq and is a predicted model, not a curated record.
UUUCCACAUUUAGAAGAUGACCAGCCUUGAUGAUUUGGUGGUUGGUGACGCCAUUGCAGCUGCGAUGCAAACCAACAAAUACACAGCAAGUUUCUUUGAGAAAUAUGACACCUACGACACCUACGAGCUGAUAGCAUGCACGCACUCGCACUGGUUCCUGUCCAGCGAAGACCUGAAGGUCAGCGUAGAAAUGCCCCUGGGUCUGGUUAAGAAGAUGGUCCCUCUGGGCCAGAACGAAAACCAGUGCUUGUUCCUCCUCCCCGAGGACGACAUGGAGGGUUGUGACCCAUUAGAUUUCCGGGAACUUCACCAAAUUAUCCGUGAAACGACCAUUGGCAUUUACGUGUUUGGUCAACUGCCGUCCAUUUCUCUGGAAGCAAAUUUCGACCAGAGCACCUCAUGUCAGCUGCCCCAGGCUUACGUGGACACCCGACUGGGACAGGUGCUGAUUAAUAUUGACUACAUGAUGAAGGCGCUCUGGCAUGGGGUCUACUUCCCCAAGGAGAAAAGGACAAAGUUUUCUGAGAAGUGGAGAAAAAGUUUGGAUGUGAAUUCACAAGGGAAACCUGAAACGAAGAAGCCGUUUAUUACAGAAUUCACCAGUGCAGGCAGCUUCAUGGCCAGUUUUGCCCAUACCCGCGCAGGGAUCCCAGACGCCAUGAUCACCUCGGGAGCCAUCAACCAUCUCCUGGAGCACCUGUUCUCUGACAGCGAGGAGGUAAGAUCAGCUGUUGCCUGCGCCCUGGGGUACCUCUCCUUCAACAAGACCACAGCGAGGGCGCUACUUGUGGCCUGCAGGAACCGCCCCAAGUACUACGACCUGCUCAUGGACAAUAUUGGGCUGAAUCCGAAGAUUAGCGCUGACUUUGUGGAUGAUUUUAAGCGGGCUAAGCUGGUUGGGCUGCCAUCGCAAAGCCUGGAAAUCAAUGGAGGGCCUCCCAUUAUUCCUCACAACAUUGUGAGAGAUGGAUCUAAGCUAAAGAAACACUUUCGUCCCACUAACUUCUAUCUGCCACCCAAUAAAAAGGAGAUAAAAGCUGAGCUUGGAACUUGCCGCAGCUUUCCUUUGCUGCAUACUAACAUGGCUACUGCUGAUGCUGGGUAA